AUGGGCCUCCUCGACAAGAUCCCAGGCGAGUUGAACCUGUUCAUCGGAGGGCUGUUCACGUUACGCCGCAAGCAGGCACUGCAAGACAGCGGCAUCACCCAUGUCGUCUCUGUUCUAAGACUUCCGUUGGAUCAGGAGCAGUUCAAGGAUUUUGCGCACAAGGUCGUGGAAGUUGAUGAUGUGGAUGAUGAGAACUUGUUAGAGCAUUUUCCGGCUUGUAACAAGUUCAUUCAGGAUGGACUGGAUGGGGGUGGAGGGGUGCUGGUGCAUUGUGCCAUGGGCAAAAGCCGCUCGGCAACAGUUGUUUGUGCAUACCUGAUGCAACGAUAUGGGAUUACUCCGAUGGAUGCACUGUCACAAAUCCGCGAAGCGAGACCUUUCUGUGAACCCAACGAGGGCUUCAUGAAGCAGCUCGAUCUCUACCAUAGCAUGGCAACCCCUGAGAACGUCGAAGAGACGCCCGCGUAUCAGCGGUGGCUGUACGAGCGCGAGGUCGAGAUGAGCAGAGCGUGCGGUCAAGCGCCUGCGCCCGAGAACAUUAGAUUCGAGGACGAGCAUGAUCAAGGAACGUCACCAGCCGACUAUGAACUUCGAUGCCGGAAGUGCAGACGGACGCUAGCGACAUCACUCUACGUGGUAGCUCUCCACAAGAACACCAAAGACCAACAGCCCUCCAGACCCGGCAGCGAAUGUUCCCACUACUUCCUCGACCCGCUAUCCUGGAUGCGACCUGAACUCGAAGCCGGCAAGAUGGACGGCCGCCUCGAGUGUCCGAAAUGCAAGACGAACGUCGGCAAGUAUGCAUGGCAAGGCAUGCAGUGCAGCUGCGGCGAUUGGGUCGUUCCUGGGAUUAGUCUGGCCAAAGGCAAGAUCGAUGAGGUCAAGUCGCGACCUGCUGGAUCUGCAGCGCUGGGGAUCCGGAUGCCUCCUUCGUCGACGGGGAGGAAAGGCGGGCCGGGGCAGCAGAAUCUGUAG
Messenger RNA from Saxophila tyrrhenica, 975 nucleotides. RefSeq names its product tyrosine protein phosphatase yvh1 (gene YVH1). Gene Ontology annotation, molecular function: protein tyrosine/serine/threonine phosphatase activity. The transcript has 4 exons. NCBI's taxonomy places the organism in Eukaryota, Fungi, Ascomycota, Dothideomycetes, Mycosphaerellales, Extremaceae. The record is from RefSeq and is a predicted model, not a curated record. Gene Ontology annotation, cellular component: nucleus. Gene Ontology annotation, biological process: protein dephosphorylation. The coding region runs from base 1 to 975 and encodes 324 amino acids.